AUGGCGCGGUUGUUCGUGCUUCUCGUUCUAGUAGCAGCGCAGCAUGCGGCCGCCAUGCAGUUGAGCUCAGCCCUCAAGCCCUCAAGCCCAUUGAGCUCUUCAAUGCACCCUAUGCCGUCCUUGAUGAUGGAGAGCCAUGGUAGGAAGCUCCGUGUGAACGCGCAAUUUGAUGCGAUGAGAACAAUGGCACGAGCAGGGGCUGCCGCAAUCUUCUUGGACGGCUUGCGAGCCAUGAUGAAUCCUGCUUUGCGCAUGAAUUUUCUUAGCAGUGCGUACACACUCUUAGCUUGUACUGUUGUGUCGAUUUCAAUGUAUGGUCGCGGGCAUGAAUGGAUUAUGGGGAAAUGGAAGGCUGCAAUCCCUGGGUCAUGGCAGACAUUCGCGCAACCUCUCGCUGCGAUUACGUCACAACGAGCUUCAUCUCUCUCCAUGGAUGCUAUCCAUGGAUUUGGACGUCGUGUAUGUCCAGCCAUGUCUUUCGGAGCAAGCAAUAUGAUCACUCCCUUGGCAGCUGAGAUUUUCCUUUUUUCUGCUUUUGUGUCUCGGCUCCUUGAGCCCACUACCUUGGUACCUUCAAAGCUAGCACAUGCAGUGACACAAGAAAGUCUUCAGAACAAUGCUAUUGCUGCAGCGUGCGGAGAGUCAUCGCAAAGUUACUCCUUCUCUCGUAAGCAUGUCGGAACAAAGAAACCGUCACGCUGA
Messenger RNA from Guillardia theta CCMP2712, 702 nucleotides. RefSeq lists its product as hypothetical. The transcript has a single exon. The record is from RefSeq and is a predicted model, not a curated record. The coding region runs from base 1 to 702 and encodes 233 amino acids. NCBI's taxonomy places the organism in Eukaryota, Cryptophyceae, Pyrenomonadales, Geminigeraceae.